AUACUGUGUAUUCAGUCCUGAGACGCCGAAGCGACACCAUCGACAUCGCGAGAACCUGUGACUCGUAGUGAUAUUGGGACGAGAAGAAUAAACUAUACUUGGAAGAAAGAGUUUGUUCCGUAGAGUGAAAAGAUGGCUCUGUUUGUGGCAGUGUUGCUGGCGUCGGUGGUCCUGCGCGCCGAGGCGUCGCCGGUGUCGCCUCGCGUCGCCCGAGACAUCAACUUCGACAUCGUGAUGCCAGGCAUCCACGACGUGCCCCUCGCAGGGUCCACGACGGCCGAGGGCGGGGACGCGCUGCUCUUCCUGGACUCGCUGCCGAAGUUUACCAAGGCCAGCAAGCCCUGGGACGGGAUGAUACAGCUGGAAAAGCCGCAGCCGGGAGAGGUGGAGGAGGCGCGGCCGGGAGAGGAGGAGGAGGCGCGGCCGGGGGUGGAGGAGGAGGCGCGGCCGGGAGAGGAGGAGGAGGCGUGGCCGGGGGUGGAGGAGGAGGCGCGGCCGGGAGAGGAGGAGGAGGCGUGGCCGGGGGUGGAGGAGGAGGCGCGGCCGGGGGAGGACGUGGGGAGCGGCGCGGCCAACCUGAUGUUCCCGACGGUGAGCUCCCAGCCGCCGGCCGCGCUCAAUGCCACGAGGGAGGCAGCCGAGGGCAGCGGCUCCUUCGCGUUCCCGUCGCCCAUCUCACUGGGCGAGGAGGUUCCCCCGCGCAGCGUGCGCACAGAGGGCGAGUGCGCGCUCAGCAAGGGCAUGGUCCUAUUCAACGGGUCGUGCGAGCAGCUGCUGGCCCGCAACAAUUGCGCCGAGGACGAGUGGCUGGUGCUGUUGGAGGGCGUGGCGCAGUGCACGCCGCGACCGUGCCCCUGGGGCAAGAUUCCCUUCGAGGAGGACUGCGUGGACCCCCUCAACCUGUCGGUGUGCGACAAAGGUCAGGUCCUGUACAUCGACUUCGAGGGCAAUUCGGUGUGCGACUGCGACCUGGGCUUCCUGUACGACCCGUCGAACGGCAACUGCAACGCGCGCCACGAGAAGGGCUCCUGCCCCUUCGGCGAGUACGUGGAUGUGUCUGCGAGCGGCAUGGUGGAGUGCGUGCCCAACCCCUGCGUCUCGAACGGCUACGUGAAGGGGGAGGACGGGUGCUACCGCAAGAUGUACGGCGGCUUCUGCGAGGACGCCAAUCUGCUGUUCCACAAAAAGAACAACACAGCCGAGUGCCGCAAGGUGGCGCUGCACAACAUCCUGGACGUGACCGAGCUGCGCGACUGCCCCGCCGGCUCCAUCAGGGACUACCUGAACGUGUGCCGCGAGACCUUCCACUUCUCCACGCUCUCCUCGUACCCCACACUGUACGGCGGCUGCCCAGGGGGCUUCGCGCGCGACCCAAGCGGCACCUGCAGGAAGCUCAGCACGCUCUUCGGGAGGUAACGGCGGCCUCGGCCUUAGGUACUCUUGGCCACAAGUUAAACCGAGGGAAAGAACCUGUACUUUCCUUCUCUAUUAUUAUUAUCGUUUCUGCGUUAGUAUUUUUCCCGGGAGCACAUUUUAUAGUAAGAGUCAAACACGCCUUGUAGUUUGAGUGCGGCGGCAGCAGAGGACUACAGUCCCUUGGGAAGGUGUCUUCCACGCCCGGUGAAUGUUGUGUGAAAGCAAACAAAGACUUUUUUGUUAUAAUUUCCAGUAUUUGAGAUAUAUAUUAUUAAUCUGUGAUACUAGAUAAGUGGUUUAUAUUAAAUAUAAAUGUAUAAUUGAA
Molecule: messenger RNA, 1741 nt
Organism: Penaeus indicus
Lineage: Eukaryota; Metazoa; Arthropoda; Malacostraca; Decapoda; Penaeidae
Exons: 1
Coding region: 133-1416 (427 amino acids)
Source: RefSeq, a predicted model, not a curated record